AUGAUGAUCGAGACCGUAAAGAAACCACCGUCGUCGUCAUCGGCAGCAGCAAUAUCUAAUUUUGGAGCAUGGGCCAUGAACAUUGUCAGCUCUGUCGGUAUUAUUAUGGCCAACAAACUACUCAUGUCCAACAAUGGCUAUGUUUUCACUUUUGCCAGCACGUUAACUGGGUUCCAUUUUGCUGUUACUGCUCUCGUUGGUAUACUCUCAAAUGCUACCGGUUACUCAGCAUCAUCAAAGCAUGUCCCUAUGUGGGAGCUUCUUUGGUUCUCAAUGGUCGCCAAUUUGUCUAUCACUGGCAUGAAUUUUAGCCUCAUGCUCAACUCCGUUGGAUUCUACCAAAUAUCAAAAUUGAGCAUGAUUCCUGUGGUUUGUGUUAUGGAAUGGAUUCUUCACAACAAGCACUUUUCAAGGGAAGUCAAAAUGUCAGUGGUAGUUGUGGUUACUGGUGUUGGUAUUUGCACUGUAAGUGAUGUCAAAGUUAACCUCAAAGGUUUCACGUGUGCUUGUUUAGCAGUUUUGUCAACAUCUUUGCAACAAAUUUCAAUAGGUUCUCUUCAAAAGAAAUAUUCCAUUGGAUCUUUUGAAUUGCUGAGUAAGACUGCGCCCAUUCAAGCCCUUUUUCUUCUUUUUCUUGGUCCAUUUGUUGAUUACUACCUCAGUGGAAAAUUGAUAACCAACUAUGAGAUGUCUUCCGGAGCCUUUUUAUGCAUUCUUCUUUCAUGUUCGUUGGCUGUAUUUUGCAAUGUGAGCCAAUACCUUUGCAUCGGCCGCUUUUCAGCUGUUUCCUUCCAAGUUUUAGGCCACAUGAAAACAGUAUGUGUUCUAACGUUGGGAUGGCUGCUAUUUGAUUCAGAGUUAACUUUCAAGAAUAUAAUGGGAAUGGUCAUCGCAGUUAUUGGCAUGAUAAUUUAUAGUUGGGCCGUGGAGGCUGAAAAAAAGUCAAAUGAAAAGAACUAUCAUCAUGCAAAAAAUAGCCUAACUGAUGAAGAAAUUAGAUUAUUGACUGUGGCUGGAAUAGACAAGAUUCCUUUGAAAGAUGUUGAACUGGGCGAAGAUCAAGGAGAUUGA
Molecule: messenger RNA, 1071 nt
Organism: Trifolium pratense (red clover)
Lineage: Eukaryota; Viridiplantae; Streptophyta; Magnoliopsida; Fabales; Fabaceae
Product: UDP-rhamnose/UDP-galactose transporter 2-like
Exons: 5
Coding region: 1-1071 (356 amino acids)
Cellular component (GO): Golgi apparatus
Molecular function (GO): UDP-galactose transmembrane transporter activity; antiporter activity
Source: RefSeq, a predicted model, not a curated record